UGCUACACCGGCCCCGCCCACCCCAGGAGCUGGUCACAUGACAGUGACAUAGGGAAGGUCCUGUAGCAGAGUUGUAGAGGGAGGAGUGCAGUCUGCAGAAGGGGAAAUCUCUGAAAAAAUGCUAAGAGGCUCUUUCAAAAGUGGGCCUCAUUCGGAGCCUGAAUUCAAAGCAUUAGUUGUGAUAGAACUCGCCAAGAAUGCCAAGCCAGAAGCAAGAGAAUGGCUUGUAUCAAAAAUCUCAGCCCACAAGAGGGAUGGAGGUGCACAGCUUUUGAUAAAACCAGAGGUAAUCUCAGAAGAGAAUGAGUACAUCUAUGUCGUAGGAUCAUCUACAAAGCGGCUUCUCCUUGGAGCAGAGGCAGCAGGUUUUGUGAAGGAGAGCUUGGAUGGCACUAUGAGACCUUUUUUGUACACCAACCGGAUGGACUUCAAAAAUUUUGACAAUGAAGGAGAAGAUUUUUUAACAAUGGGUGAAUGUCAGUACAUCAUUAAACAUGAGCUGGAUAAUCUUAGAGCGCAAGAUGAGACUUCAAUUCCAGGUUACUCACAGGCCAAGCUUUAUCCCGGGAAAUCGAUAGUUCGAAGAAUGCAGACCAGUGGUAUUCUGCUCCAGAUAUUUCCAUUACAUGACAGAGAAAAAUUAAAAUUGUUGGCUAAAAAUUGGUAUGGUCGGCCCACUAUUUCUCAGCAGCCUAUAGAUGAAAUACGGCAUUAUUUUGGAGAUACUAUUGGUUUAUACUUUGCCUUCCUAGAAUACUUUACUUGGGCCUUAUUACCAAUGGCUAGUGUUGGACUUCUUUAUUAUGCAUUUACAUGGGAGAACUAUGACAACUAUGUGAUAUUUGCUAUGUUCAAUCUGAUAUGGGCGACUGUUCUCCUGGAGGUCUGGAAGCGUUACAGUUCAACACUGGCCUACCGAUGGGGUUCACUACUUAUGAAGAGGCAGUUUGAGGAACCCAGGCCUGGCUUUCAUGGUGUAUUGGGUACCAAUCCCGUCACAGGAAAAAGGGAGCCAACUUACUCAAGUUUGAAAAGAAGCCUAAGAACAUAUCUAAUUUCUGUGCCUUUUGUGUGCCUCAGCUUGUAUAUGGCCCUUCAUGUGAUGAUGAUAUACUUUGAUAUGGAAGCCUGGGCCUUAAACUACAACCGCGAACAUCAGACUUUUUCUAGCACAGUAUUGACAUACGUGCCCAGUACCAUUUAUGCCAUUGUGAUUGAGAGCAUGAAUCGUAUUUACAGAUACGCAGCAGAAUUCCUGACAAGUUAUGAAAAUCAUAGAUUAGAGUCAACAUAUCAAAACCAUUUGGUGCUUAAGGUGUUGGUGUUCUAUAGUGUUAACUGCUUCUCAUCGCUCUUCUACAUUGCCUUUGUUAUGUACGAUUUGGCGCUGUUAAAACAGAGUCUGGUCUGCUUGCUGCUGGUCUCUCAGUUCUUUAAUCAGAUUUUUGAGACAUUUCUUCCAUACUGGAUGCAGAAGAGAACUAACAGACAAUUGGCCGAAAAAGCAAAAUCACUGAAUUCAGCCUCUAAGUACACUUUAUUGGAGCAAAUUUACCUAGAAAAAGAUAUGUACACUUAUUUGGGAACAUUUGAUGACUAUUUGGAAUUAUUCUUGCUGUAUGGUUACGUCAGCCUCUUCUCAUGUGUGUUUCCUGCAGCCGCCAUAUUAGUUGUCCUGAACAAUGUUUCUGAAGUGUACACAGAUGCAUUAAAAAUAUGCCGUGUCUUUAAGCGUCCAUUUUCAGAUCCUUCUUCCAGCAUUGGAGUAUGGAUGCUGGCGUUUGAAACUAUGGGUAUUAUCGCAGUAGUCACCAACUGUGCUCUUCUUGGUAUGUCUCCACAAGUCCAAGCGAUGCUUCAAGACUGGCACCUGGAACCCUUUCUGACAGUCGUUGUUUUAGAGCAUGCACUAUUAGCUCUGAAGUGUAUCUUGGCAUUUGUGAUUCCCGACCAGCCAUACGACAUCCGGAUAAAGUUAGCCAGGCUGGAAUUUGAGUCCUUGGAAGCUCUUAAAGAGAAACAGCAAGUAAAGCUGUCUUACGAAUCACUCGGUGAAAGUCCCUCGGAGAAAGACAACCUGUUUAUUGAUGAAAACUAGAGACGCAAGAAGAUAAAAUAAACUAUUUAACUGUGCAAUGCAAUACCUGUCCACUGCUGCCUACACCAAAGCGCCACUGGCUAUGCUGGAUGAAGCGAUUUACUGUAUCGCCUCUACAUGUACUAUCUUCUGUCUCUGUAACGUAAAUGAUUAUAUGCAUGGUGACUGUAAGAGAUGUCUGCUGUAUUUUCCUUUUGGUUAUAAUUUGGUUUGUAUAUAGACAGUGUGUAUUAGACUCUGAUUAACUGGCGGAGAAUCAGGGGAACUUUAAUCCAGUUAAAGCUGGAUUGCAGAAGUGCAAUACAGGUACUUUGUUUUAUAUGA
This is a messenger RNA of Rana temporaria (common frog), 2422 nucleotides long. It is a transcript of the gene ANO10, whose product is annotated as anoctamin 10. Gene Ontology annotation, cellular component: plasma membrane. NCBI's taxonomy places the organism in Eukaryota, Metazoa, Chordata, Amphibia, Anura, Ranidae. Gene Ontology annotation, molecular function: chloride channel activity. The coding region runs from base 119 to 2098 and encodes 659 amino acids. The transcript is spliced from 13 exons. The record is from RefSeq and is a predicted model, not a curated record. Gene Ontology annotation, biological process: chloride transmembrane transport.